Molecule: messenger RNA, 1215 nt
Organism: Cornus florida
Lineage: Eukaryota; Viridiplantae; Streptophyta; Magnoliopsida; Cornales; Cornaceae
Product: peroxisomal membrane protein 11C
Exons: 8
Coding region: 296-1003 (235 amino acids)
Biological process (GO): peroxisome fission; regulation of peroxisome size
Cellular component (GO): peroxisomal membrane
Source: RefSeq, a predicted model, not a curated record
GAAAGAGAGGACCAAAACAAGCCCUUAUCUCAGACUCUACCACGAAAGAUCGAGAUAGCUGACGCUCCAGAAACCCAAGCCUCUGAAAUUUUUAGAGAGAGAGAGAGAGAGAGAGAGGGUGUGAAUUUCAAGGCAAAAGCUCAGGCACACCCCCCGGUAAAAUCUCUCUCUCUCUCUCUCUAAAUCUCUUUCUCUCUCUCUCUGUGUAUAUAUAUAUAUAUACGUGUAGAAUCUGCGAUUCCUACUUCUUUCUUUCGAUUGUUGGUCGCUGCUUCAGGUACAUUCAGGAUAGAGAAUGAGUACACUAGACGUAGCCAGAGCAGAACUUGCUCUUGUGGUUCUGUAUUUGAACAAAGCUGAAGCCAGGGACAAGAUAUGCAGGGCAAUACAAUAUGGUUCAAAAUUUUUGAGUGACGGACAGCCUGGCACAGCCCAAAAUGUUGACAAAUCAACCAGCUUGGCUCGAAAAGUUUUCCGUCUUUUUAAGUUUGUCAACGACCUGCAUGCUCUUAUCAGUCCAACUCCUCAAGGAACUCCUCUUCCACUUGUUUUGCUGGGAAAGUCUAAAAACGCAUUACUGUCAACUUUCUUGAUUCUUGAUCAAGUUGUCUGGCUUGGGAGGACGGGCAUUUAUAAGAACAAAGAACGUGUAGAGCUACUUGGCAGGAUAUCUCUUUUCUGUUGGAUGGGUUCCUCAGUCUGCACUACAUUGGUUGAGGUUGGGGAGCUUGGAAGGCUUUCCUCAUCAAUGAAGAAGUUAGAAAAGGAUCUUAAGGGUAGUGAUAAACAUAAGAAUGAGCAGUACCUUAGUAAACUUAAAAAGUCAAAUGAGAGGUCCCUAGCCCUCAUUAAAGCAAGCAUGGACAUAGUGGUUGCAGUUGGGCUGCUUCAACUGGCACCAAAGAAAGUCACUCCUCGUGUAACAGGAGCCUUUGGAUUUGUUAGCUCUCUCAUCUCUUGUUAUCAGUUGCUUCCGUCGCCACAGAAAGCCAAGACAUCCUGAAGGAGGCAGCCCCAUUUGUCCAACAAGCUUCACUGUUUAUUUAAAUAAUCUUUCAGACUCUUGAUAUAUAUCCAUGUUAGUGUAUGAUUUUGAGCAAUUUGCUGACAUGUAGGGUGAGAUUCACAUUUAGUCUUCCCCUUUUGAUAGUAAUAAUAUGUUGUGUCCUUUACAUUCAAAUAUUCUUAACACAAGAAUUGGUCACUUGUCCAUCA